GCUAGUGGAGCUUCCCUCGCAUCUCAGAUCUACCGCCCCAGUACCGCGUAAGGUUCUUUCUUGUUUGCUACUCAUACUUUCUUUUGAAAUAUCUAGUACUUUAGUGUUCUAGUCCAUCUCUUUAAAUCAUCUCCUUCUCCCUCCUCUUCCCUCUUCUUCAUUGAAAUAUCAUCCUUUUCAUCAUCCGCACGGCUUCUUCAAUUAAGUCGCUCACUCUAUCUACGCACACCACGAUCCUCGGGAAAUAAAGAUCUACGCGAUUUUUAACCUCGUCGAAUUUCACCUCCGUCUACUCUUUGUCGCUCCUCCUUCUCCAUCUCCAUCCCCAUCUCCAUCUCCUGCAACGUUCAAUCAACAAGCAGCAAGCCAAACAAUCAUCGACAUUGAAAACUGCAAACGCAAACCAGCACUUAUCAAAAAGAAGAAGCUUCAAGACAGCGAUAAAUUGAUAUCGUUGGUGGAAAAGCUCAAGGUUUGAGGAUAGGUCCCUACUACUGCUUUUUUCUUCCCCAAAAAUAAGAGGAUUCUUCAAAAUCAGUUAUCUUCACCUCCACCACCCUCAUAUCCAUCACAAUCACAGAAACUACUCGCCCUCCUUCCAACUUCCAAGCAAAUCCCUUUCCAGAGUUUGCAGGUCUAUUACAAGUUGUUGUUUUACACCACAUCUGCUUCCUCCCCUAUCGACACAUCUUCUCUUAUUCGCAGUCCCCGUCAAAGCACACGCUCCAUUCCCUGCUUCCUCCGACCCCAACACCAGCACGUUUUCCUUCGAAGACUCUUCUGGUGUACAUAAAAGCGAUCAAUCCAAUUAGUCAUUUGACUUAUCUUCCAAUCCCGUUCCGAUCACUAUUCAACCUAAAGUGAAACAAAUACAAAAGAAGAAAAUUAACCAAAUAGCAAACGAAAAUGUCGGCCUCACCUACAACAGCUCCUACACAAUCCACAAAACGUCCUCUUGAGGAUCCAUCGUCCCCUUCUGCACCAAGCGAUCAACCAGAUGCCAAGCGUCCUGCUUUAGACAAGAUUGUAAAGGGUGAAGAUGAUGCAGAGAAGAAACCAUCCGUCAUUGAAACUGAACUCCCAGUCCUCACCAAUCCAAACGGAGAUGCAAAACCCGAUGAAGCCAAUGGAAUCAAAGAAGAAGUAAAGGAUGCUCAGGGAGAUACUGAAGUCGUUGACGCUCCUACUACUGAAGCAGCACAACCAAUUCAAACAACGGUCCCUGCUAAAACCGAGGGCGCUUCCUCUGGGAAUGCUCUCCCACACGACGAAAGUGGAUGGAUCCAUGUUCGAUCCGUCAUUACAAGUGCCGAAGCUGCUACCGUUAUUGGCAAGGGAGGGGAAAAUGUUUCCUUGGUCCGAAAGCUUUCUGGUGCAAAAUGUACAGUCAGCGAUUAUCAAAAGGGUGCAGUGGAGAGAAUUUUGACUGUCAGCGGUGUUGUUGAUGCAGUAGCUAAGGCAUUUGGUUUGAUAAUUCGAACAUUGAACAAUGAACCUCUCGAAGCUCCUUCGGACUCUACCUCGAAGACAUACCCUCUUCGCCUUCUUAUUCCACAUAUCUUGAUUGGCUCUAUAAUUGGUAAAGGUGGUGUUCGGAUCAAAGAGAUCCAAGAAGCUUCAGGGGCUCGUUUGAAUGCUUCCGAUUCAUACCUUCCACUCUCAACUGAGAGAUCGCUUGUCGUUCUUGGUGUUGCAGAUGCCGUUCAUAUUGCAACCUAUUAUGUGGGUAGCACUUUGUUUGAACAAUUGACAGAGAGAUUCGGUGGUCCCGCUGCAUCUGCUUAUGCAUCAAGAAGCGGUGGACCUGCAGGUGUGGUUCCAGGUGGUAUGCAGGUUGUUCCAUAUGUUCCACAACCAGCUGGUGGAAACUAUGGUCACCCUGACAACCAUCGUCGUUCUGACCGUGGAUCUCACCAUACUCCUGGAAACAGCUAUGCCCAACCAUACGGUCAAGGACAGGCACCUCACCAACAGCCAGCUGCCGCUGCACAUUACGGUGGGCACGCUUCUCCAGCCGUUGGUGGUUAUGGUGGAGUGGGUCCACAACAACCACAACAAGCUGGCCACGCUGUUCCUCAACCACAUGGUGCUACUGGCCCACAAGGUCAACCUAUGCCAGGUGCCAUUCCUGGUCAACCUUUGACACAACAAAUCUUCAUUCCAAACGAUAUGGUUGGAGCUAUAAUUGGUAAAGGUGGUGCCAAAAUUAAUGAAAUCAGACAACUCAGUGGUAGUGUCAUUAAGAUCAAUGAGCCGCAAGAUAAUUCAAAUGAGAGAUUGGUUACAAUUACAGGAACCGCAGAGUGUAAUCAAAUGGCCUUAUACAUGCUCUACUCAAGGCUAGAGAGUGAACGUCACAGAGCUUCAAGCUAAAUCUAAAUUGAUAUAUGAAAAGGGUUAGAUAUGGGGAAGGAAAAGGAAUUCCUUUGGCAGUAUGUGUUAUUAACAAUCAGAAAUGAAUCUUUUUAUGGAUGUUAGUGGCCUGGUUGGCGGAAUGGUGGUUUGCUUGCUUUUUCAUGGCGUAUAUUUCCCUUGGGAGUGAAAACAUCUCUCUAAGCAAUUGAUAAAAAAAAAGUUAAUGAUGGGAGAAUGAGAUCCUGAUUGAUUGAUGGGAAUCUGACCCGCGAUUUAUAUGGGAAAUCAAGUGCAUGGAAAAGAGAAUGAUGCGAAAGAUGCUAAUAGGGAAACUGAUAUGCAAGGAAAAUCAUGAUGCACGAUGCAAGAUAGGCUAGGGUGAUACGAAUUGUGAAAAUUUGUUAUGUUAUGAUGAUAUGAGGUUCUCUUGACUGUGUUUGUGAAAUUGGAGAUGGAUUUGAAAUUGAGAUGAGAUGAGGUGGGUUGAUGUGAUGUGAAGUCAGGAGGUGGAAUGGCGAUAUA
Messenger RNA from Botrytis cinerea B05.10, 2877 nucleotides. RefSeq lists its product as hypothetical. Gene Ontology annotation, cellular component: nucleus; cytoplasm. The coding region runs from base 907 to 2373 and encodes 488 amino acids. The record is from RefSeq and is a predicted model, not a curated record. Gene Ontology annotation, biological process: regulation of RNA metabolic process; regulation of gene expression. Lineage: Eukaryota; Fungi; Ascomycota; Leotiomycetes; Helotiales; Sclerotiniaceae. Gene Ontology annotation, molecular function: mRNA binding. The transcript has 3 exons.